UGUUUUCAUGUGGAUAAAGGCAACAGACUAUUCAGCUGGACCUCCAGUCUGUGGUUGUUCAUGUAAAACCCGCCAGAGGCCCCAGCGUUCAGUGAAGUUAGUUUGCAGUGAUCAGUGUGUGUGUGUGUGUGGAGUCUGGCGCCAGGCGGCCGUGUGUUUAUCAGAGCUGUCCUGCCUGUAACCCUCAGCACUACACAAACACUUUUCCCAGAGAAUGCCAGGCCUUAUCAUCAGCCCACAUCUCCACUCACGUCCUCUCUCUCGCUCUCUUUCUUCUCCUCCAGAAUCCCCCCCACCCCCGUAUUCAAGAUAUCCCACCGAUUUUCUUAAACCACCUGAUUCUCCAGGUUCUGUGCCUGCUUCCACUGAAACUGGAGGAACGGCGUAUUCGGCCCCUAUGGGGUUCUCAGAUUCCCUGGCUCUUCAGGAGCGUGGAGAACAGCCUCAUUGGUGUGUGGUGGCGUACUGGGAGGAAAAGACCCGCGUUGGGCGCCUCUACUCCGUCCAGGAGCCAUCGCUGGACAUCUUUUAUGACCUACCUCAGGGCACGGGCUUUUGCUUGGGCCAGCUCGCCUCUGACAACAAGAGUCAACUGGUGCAAAUGGUUCGGGCCAAGAUCGGCUACGGCAUCCAGCUCAGCCGCGAACCCGACGGCGUGUGGUUAUAUAACAGGAGUUGCUACCCCAUAUUCAUCAAGUCAGCCACACUGGACAACCCCGACUCGCGUACGCUGCUGGUGCAUAAAGUAUUCCCCGGGUUUUCCAUCAAGGCCUUCGACUUCGAGAAGGCGGGAAGCCUACAGCGACCCAACGACCACGAGUUCAGCCAGCAGCCGCGGACGGGCUUCACCGUGCAGAUCAGUUUCGUGAAGGGCUGGGGGCAGUGCUACACCAGACAGUUCAUCAGCAGCUGCCCCUGCUGGCUGGAGGUCAUAUUCAAUAACCGAUAACAGCGAGCCCCGCCCCCCCAUUCCUUCAUCGCCAUGGAGACGGACUAGCCCUUACCUUAUAUGGACUGUUGUUUUUCUGUUUUGUUUUUCGCGAGAAGUUCUCCAGAAGAUGUUUUAUGAGAGAAAUGGAAAACGAAAACUCACUUUGACUUGUUUAAUAAAUGACUAAGAUUUAAUUGUGAAAUAAAAGCUCAAAUGUAUUUUAUGUUAAAUAUAAAUAUAUUAUUACCUGUAAAUACGAAGUUUUAUAUGCAUUGUUAUUUAUGUAUUGUGCGAUGUGUUGAUGAGAAAAAGAGAUGCACUUUGCUUAAUAUAAAUGCAAACAAAGAAAUGCCAAAAUAAAAGCAAAUAUACUGAAUACAUC
Molecule: messenger RNA, 1313 nt
Organism: Sinocyclocheilus anshuiensis
Lineage: Eukaryota; Metazoa; Chordata; Actinopteri; Cypriniformes; Cyprinidae
Product: mothers against decapentaplegic homolog 7-like
Exons: 3
Coding region: 215-949 (244 amino acids)
Biological process (GO): cell differentiation; anatomical structure morphogenesis; SMAD protein signal transduction
Cellular component (GO): heteromeric SMAD protein complex
Molecular function (GO): I-SMAD binding; transcription regulator inhibitor activity
Source: RefSeq, a predicted model, not a curated record